Molecule: messenger RNA, 2108 nt
Organism: Sorghum bicolor (sorghum)
Lineage: Eukaryota; Viridiplantae; Streptophyta; Magnoliopsida; Poales; Poaceae
Product: ACT domain-containing protein ACR4
Exons: 7
Coding region: 370-1800 (476 amino acids)
Source: RefSeq, a predicted model, not a curated record
AACAAGCUCCCUAUUGGGAUGGUCUUUUUCCCCCAAACAUCUCCCUUUAAACCUGUGAAGGGACACCAACCAAACACCACUGCCUGCCCACAAACCCACACACACACACAUACACAGUCACUCACACACAGCACCCACCCAAGAGAUGCAUACUCAAAUCCACGAGUUGGCAUGCUGCUGCUGUCCUCCCUCCUCCCAACCCCAUGAGGCCAUGGCCAAGAUAUAUAUAACUAGGACUAGCUGAGAGCUUUGCUUCUUCAGAGUUCAGAGAACUCACUCACAGGGGAACGGAGAGGGUAUCCCUGUUGCCUCCCCAUCUCCUCUCUUGUGCAAGCAAGCAAGCAAGGCAAGGCAAGCUAGGCGUGGACAAUGAUGGCGUGUGGGUCUCGCACUCGGAGUCGAACCAAUAACGAGAUAGUCGAUGAGUACCAGAAGCUGGUUCUCAGAAUGAACCCUCCAAGGGUUACCGUGGACAACGACUCCGACAUGACUGCCACCUUGGUGAAGGUGGACAGCGUCAACAAGUAUGGGACCUUGCUGGAGGUGGUUCAGGUGCUGACCGAUCUCAAGCUCACCAUCAAUCGGGCCUACAUUUCCUCCGACGGCGAGUGGUUCAUGGACGUGUUCCAUGUCGUGGAUCAGGAUGGGAAUAAACUUUAUGAUGGCCAAGUCAUCGACAGAAUUGAACAGUCUCUGGGAGCGGGAUCGCUGAGCUUCCGGGGUCCGCCGGAGCGGCUGGUGGCCGUGGAGGCGGAGGCGGAGGAGGCGCAGACCACCAUCGAGCUGGUCGGCCGUGACCGCCCGGGCCUGCUGUCGGAGGUGUUCGCGGUGCUGACGGACCUCAAGUGCAACAUCGUGGCGUCGGAGGUGUGGACGCACGACGGCCGCGUGGCGGCGCUGGUGUACGUGACGGACGCCGACACGCUGGGCGCCAUCGAGGACCCGGCGCGCCUGGACACGGUGAAGCGCCUGCUCCGCCACGUCCUGCGAGGGAGCAGCCGCGACAAGAAGGCCUCCCGCGCCGCCAUCUCGCCGGGCGUCGAGCACGCGCCGCGCCGGCUCCACCAGAUGAUGCAGGCGGACCGGACCGCCCGCCGCGAGGUCGGCGAUGGCGAGGGCGUCGGCGAGCGCGGCGAGGCGUCGGGCGCAGGCGGCGGCAUGCCGGUGGUCGCGGUGGAGGACUGCGCCGAGCGCGGGUACACGCUCGUCAACGUGCGGUGCCGCGACCGGCCCAAGCUGCUGUUCGACACGGUGUGCACCCUCACCGACAUGCAGUACGUGGUGUUCCACGGCACCGUCAUCGCCGAGGGAUCGGAGGCGUACCAGGAGUACUACAUCCGGCACCUCGACGACAGCACCGGCGGCUCCGGCGAGGACCGCGACCGCCUCUGCCGCUGCCUCGAAGCCGCCAUCCAACGCCGCUACACCGAGGGGCUUCGUCUGGAGCUGUGCUGCGAGGACCGCGUGGGGCUGCUGUCCGACGUGACGCGGAUCUUCCGGGAGCACGGGCUGUCGGUGACGCACGCGGAGGUGGACACGCGCGGGGCGCAGGCGGCCAACGUGUUCUACGUGGUGGACGCGUCGGGGGAGCCCGUGCAGGGCCACGCCGUCGACGCCGUGCGCGCCGAGAUCGGCGAGCAGUUCCUCUUCGUCAGGGAGCAGCACGACGCCGCCGCCGGGGCCGGGGCCGGGCCCAAGUCGCCGGUGGGCGGCGGCGGCAGGCGCUCGCUCGGGAACAUGAUCAGGUCCCGCUCCGAGAAGUUCCUCUACAACCUGGGGCUCAUCCGGUCGUGCUCGUAGCCGGCCACCGACGACGCUAGCUGGCGCCGUCGCUCGCUGCCGGUCGACCGUCGGCCAACUAGCUAGGCUACUACUACCUCUAGUUAAGCUAGCAUUAGUCGUCACUACGCUACUAGUAGUAGUAGUUAAGCUAGCAUUAGCAUCUGCUAGAAAAAAGGUCUUGGCUCCCAUCAACGCCCCGUUGAUCGAUCCAUGUCAAAAGCUCAUGGACGAACGUAUGCAGGAACCUUGAUCGAAAUCUGAUGCUGCUGUGUGUAAAUACGCUGAUCUUCGAAUCGUCUCGCUCCUUCAGUCCUUCCUUCUCUCUC